Molecule: messenger RNA, 4141 nt
Organism: Sclerotinia trifoliorum
Lineage: Eukaryota; Fungi; Ascomycota; Leotiomycetes; Helotiales; Sclerotiniaceae
Source: the annotation of a GenBank genome assembly
UUCAGCCCUAUAGCAAACUAUCGAAUAUAUCAAGAUGACUGAAGUUCAUCAUCUGAUUCACCUCCUCUAAAUCAAGACCUUAAUCCUUCACUCCUUCCUUUCCUUUCUUCUCCUUCCAUCUCUACCCCAAUCAUAGCAAAAUAUUCCCAAAAUCUGAAACACUCACCAACCUACCUCAUCCAUAGUAUUAUCGUCAGUCCUCCGUACGCGCUUACAAAGUUAUUUGUGUAUAUACAUACCUAUACCUAGGUCGUCAUUCAAUUCCACCUUUCCUAGCAAUCUAUUUUGAGAUUAGAUGUGGUUAAAAUGAGAAAAGAUGAUUGGUUUUGUGUAGGACAAUGAAUGUGCAAUCCACGUUUUUAUUCGGGGCGUCUAGGUUCAAAAGCGCUCUUGGCAAUCCAGCCCCAGCUUUUUGGCUAAGACUUGAGACUUGAGACUUACAUUCAUCUGGAUUCUAAAGAAUGGACGGGAAGGUAACCAUAUAACGUGGAAGGUGAUGGAUUAUCUACAGGGUUUCUUAUCUUGGAUUCUCGAUAGGUAGUGAUGGAUGUAAGGUCUACUAUGAAUAGGUAUUAUCUUUGGUAUCUAUCUUCUCUAUCUUUCCUGUCAAGGUUUGAUCAAAUCGGUUUGUAUCUUCAUGUGUUGUGUAUCUUACAUUUUAUGUCUACAGACUUCAGCAAAACUCCAGAAAAACACAGCCCGUCUAUCUCUACACAAACUAAGAGCUUAUCAUCAGGCAUAAAAAGACUGCGCCGCAGGAAAGCCUACCAAGCAUACUUCCCAAUAGUUGAACCUUUCACAUUCAUACAAUUAGAUUUGGUUCGGAGAUCAAUCAUCUGAAGCUCUAGGCUUCCAUCAAAAGUCAACCGCAAGUGUCAUUAGGCCGGCGUUACCAUAUCAUCAGGUAAAUUACAUAUCCCACCCUUUACAUAUAAAGGGAAAUGUUGGUUCUAACAAUUUCCUCGCAGUUUUUUUCUUGAGCGUUCAAUAUUCGAUAUAUAUACACAUACCGAAAUUUGGAAGAAUUAAGGGAUUGGGUUAUGGCAGAACAUUCUACUUCAUCAUCCUGGAAGACAAACUCAACACAUCAUAUAACCUCAAUUGAAGACCAAAGAACUCCGAAGACGCAUAUCAAAAGUCGGCGUCACACAAGAAAUCAUUCAUCCUUAGCAUCAACAACGUCACCUACUUCAGAAGCUUCUUUACUCUCUAAUGAAAGUGAUGUGAUUGAUAUCAGUCAUGUGCUAUUGUCCGCACAUAAUUUAACAUCAUUGAGUCCUAUGGAUGCUUCAACAAAAUAUAAUCGAACGUCUUCAUUUCUACCAGAAACUUCACAAACAAGACCAGCUUCUCCAACUCGAAAAUCAUUCAAACUUUUUUCCAAGCACCCUAGUUCAUAUAAUCCAGCAAUCACAAAAUCAAAUGUCAAUUCGAGCAAAGAUACAACGAAAAGCGAUAUUACAGCAAAGAGGUUUUCUCAAAGGAAAUCAUUACUCAAAAAGUCUCAAGAUGUAUCAAUCCCGGAGGAAGAAUUUGAUCUCAAUCUAUUAAGUGCCGCCAUACCCAUGGCCUAUCAAAAGAAAUUCUACGACAAAACCGCCAGCGAAGAAACCGAAAAUGAAGAUGCACCUAUGGUAUCCCCAAUGGCCAUUCCCUUUGAUCUCUCCCUGUUUCACGAACCCAUGAAUAAUUCAACCUUAACUCCAGCAAUGCGCGAACAAAUAAAUCGUCAAGAAGCUGCUGGGAUACUUACUGGGGGAUUAGGUGCUGGUUUUACUCCAGAUACUACGAUAACCAGUACGGAUCUCAUGGCCGAAUCAUCACAAUCUUCAACCACAGCCUCACGUCUCUCCAGACGUCUUACACUUCGGAAUGCUGGAUUAAGUAGAGCAUCUGCACUUAAAGAUCUGGCACAAAAUGAAGCAAAUAGACGAGGUGAAGUAAUCGAAGUAAUAGUUCAAGGACCCGUUUCCGCACCCAUGGAUAUAAGUUCAUUCGCAGGCCAUACCAUAGGAACGCCUCAUCCAAAUUUCGAUUUCAAAAGUAUGGAUUCCUUACCCCUAAGUAUCAACAAAAAGGGCACCUUCAAAUCUUCCAAUAUUGAAGUAUUCUACCCCCAAGCAAAUUGGAAACCCUUUUCUAUGCGAGCACCCUAUCUCACAGCUCUCAUAAUAAUCUCCAUCAUCCUCGGAGCCGCCGAAGAAUACUUGUAUCAAAAAUCACUCAAGAAACCUUUAUAUUCAUUCACAUCUCCCUCCUUGAUGAAAACAUGGGAUUAUUUUUGUUUUAAAUAUUUACCUACUCUCGUCGCUGUUACCUUUGGUGUAUUAUGGCAAAUCACCGAUUUUGAAGUUAAGCGCUUGGAAGCCUAUUAUCAACUUUCGAAAGAAGGGGGAGCGUUGGCCGCGGAAUCGAUAAAUGUGGAUUAUAUUACUUUUUUCAACGUAUUGCGUCCUUUUCGAGCACUGCUUUUUAAACAUUAUGCAGUAGCUGUUUCGUCGAUAGCAACUUUAAUGGCCGUCUCAUUAGUACCAACAUUACAAUCCGCAAGCGUGGUCCUAAUACCUAGUCGUGCGGAACGAAAAGCCGAUCCAGGCGUGAUGAAAGGAAUAGUAAUUUCAGGACCUUGGUCCCGAUUAUUAAGUUUGACACUUUGGCUCUGUGCCAUAUUCGGAUGUAUACUACUCUGGCAACUGGAGCGUAGACCCUCAGGUCUAGUCGCCGAUGUAAAAGGAGUAGCAGGUAUUGCCGCCAUGGCAAAUCGCAGUCACAUCCUUAUGGAUUUCAAAGAUAUGGAUACGGCGACUCCGGAUAUGAUUCAUCAAAAACUGAAAGCACAUCGGUAUACGCUUCGAAACUCGUCGCUGGCACCGGAAGAUAGUAUAAUACUUACUCAAGCCGAUAAAGAUAAAUACGAUUCCCAUCAACACCACGAUGAAAACCCACAUCCAUUAUUUCUUCGUCUCAUCGCCGGAAUCCCCUUCGUAAUCGGCAUGUUCCUCUUCACAAUUCUCAUCCCUAUUAUUCUCUUCACCCCCGCAAACAUCAUCACAGAUAAAGCACCUUGGCUUCUAACCCUCGGAGCCGUAUCCAUCAAACUCUGCUGGGGUAGUCUCGAAACCGCCAUCCGCAUGAUCGAACCUUUCUACAUCCUCUCUCUCCGCCACGCUUCUCCCACCGCUUUAACCCUCGACUACACAGCCAUGGCAUUCGGCUGGCUCCCAAUCCGCGCCUUCUUCAACGGUCACUACCUCGUCGCAACCGUAGGCUUAGGAUCUGUCCUCGCGGAAAUCCUAACCGUCUGUAUCACAUCCUUCAGUACCGUCACCGGAACCGAUUUCACAUCCGCUCUAUCCCGCACCGGAACCUCCAAACCGCACCACUCAAACUCAACCCUCACCUCCGGAGAAGAAACCUACGUAUCCUUCUGGGCAUCAUUUUUCCUCGCCCUCUUCAUCCUCCUCUCUCUAAUCCUCAUCUCAAUCAUCUCAUACACACGACGCCGCCAUGCAUUUCUUCCUCGUCAACCAUCUAGUAUUGCUAGUAUUCUCGCAUUUAUCUAUCAAUCGAAGAUGUUAUAUGAUUUUGUCGGGACGGAGAAAUUGAAUAAUAGGGAAAUGGAGGAGAGACUUGUGGGGAUUGGGAAGAGUUAUGGUCUGGGUUGGUUUAAGGGGAGGGAUGGGGAAAUGCAUUGUGGGGUUGAUGAGGAGGAGUUGAGUGGGGGGUAUUUGCAUGGGAGGGAUAAGAAGGCCGAGGGGUUGCCGUGGUCUUCGAAUUGGCAGGAUUAUUGAUGAGGGGGGAUGAGUGGAGUGAGGUGUGGUGGAUGAGUUGGGGUUGGAUAGGAUGGGAUGGGAUGAGAUGAUAGGAUGAUUAUAAGGUAUUAUAAAUAUAAUAAUGAAAAAUAUAGACAUAUACUCAGAUAUAUAUUUUUACAAUAAUAAUAAUCAUAAAUAAAUAAAUAAAUAUAUAAAUCUAUAAAAAUCAAUAUAAAUCCUAAACAAACAAUCAAACAAUCAAACAAUUAAACAAAUGAAAUAAUUAAAUACACCGAUUCUCAAUAUAAUACAAUAUAUAUACUCGAGUAUAUACAAUUAUACACAAUGAAAUAACAAUUAAACCUUUAUAUCUAUCUAUCUAUCUA